Molecule: messenger RNA, 3975 nt
Organism: Leptopilina heterotoma
Lineage: Eukaryota; Metazoa; Arthropoda; Insecta; Hymenoptera; Figitidae
Gene: RpII140
Product: DNA-directed RNA polymerase II subunit RPB2
Exons: 8
Coding region: 113-3646 (1177 amino acids)
Biological process (GO): DNA-templated transcription
Cellular component (GO): RNA polymerase II, core complex
Molecular function (GO): DNA binding; ribonucleoside binding; DNA-directed RNA polymerase activity
Source: RefSeq, a predicted model, not a curated record
UUGUAUAAUAAUAAUAGGAUAAUAGUAAUUGUGAAAACAGUUGUGUUUUGCGUACUGUUGAUAAAAUUACUGAAUUUAAUAGUUUAUAUAUUGUUUUAAUAAAUAAUUCACAAUGUACGAGGAAGAGGAGGCAAAUGGCGAGCAGGCUGAGGAUGAAGAAAUCUCCUCUAAACUGUGGCAGGAAGCCUGUUGGAUUGUUAUUAAUGCCUACUUCAACGAGAAAGGUCUUGUACGACAGCAAUUGGACAGUUUUGAUGAAUUUAUUGAAAUGACAAUUCAGAGGAUUGUCGAAGAUUCACAACAAAUAGAACUACAGGCUGAAGCUCAACAUAAUUCAGGAGAAAUUGAAAAAUCCGCAGUUCACAUAUUAAAAUUCGAGCAAAUUUAUUUAUCAAAGCCCACUCAUUGGGAAAAAGAUGGUGCUCCAUCACCCAUGAUGCCUAAUGAAGCGAGACUUCGAAAUUUAACUUAUUCCGCUCCUUUAUACGUUGACAUUACAAAAAGUGUUACAAAAGAUAAGGAUUCCAAAGAAGAAGCAGCAACCAAAUCUCAACUUCAAAAGGCAUUCAUUGGCAAAAUGCCUAUUAUGUUAAGAUCAAAGUAUUGUUUACUCAACAGUUUGGUGGAUCGUGAUUUGACUGAAUUGAACGAAUGUCCUUUGGAUCCUGGUGGAUAUUUUAUUAUUAACGGAUCAGAAAAGGUUCUUAUUGCACAAGAGAAAAUGGCAACAAACACAGUUUAUGUAUUUAGUAUGAAAGACGGAAAAUAUGCUUACAAAGCUGAAAUUCGUUCUUGCUUGGAACACAGUUCCCGACCAACAUCUACCCUUUGGAUUAAUUUGAUGGCAAAGAGCGCUACGAGCAUCAAAAAAUCAACAAUUGGACAGCGAAUAAUAGCAAUCAUUCCCUACAUCAAACAGGAAAUUCCCGUGAUGAUUGUAUUCCGUGCCUUUGCUUUCGUAGCCGAUCGUGAUAUUUUAGAACACAUUAUUUACGAUUUCGAUGAUCCAGAAAUGAUGGAAAUGGUAAAACCAUCUCUCGACGAGGCAUUCUCGAUUCAAGAGCAAAAUGUCGCUUUAGAUUUCAUAGGCGCUCGAGGUGCAAAAGCCGGUGUGAAAAAAGAUAAUCGUAUUAAAUACGCAAGAGAAAUUCUUCAAAAAGAAAUGUUACCUCACGUUGGUGUCAGUGAUUUUUGCGAAACAAAAAAAGUUUACUUCCUUGGUUACAUGGUUCACAGACUUCUAUCAGCCGCUCUUGGUAGACGUGAACUCGACGAUCGUGAUCACUACGGUAAUAAACGUCUAGAUCUCGCAGGUCCCUUACUUGCACUUUUAUUCCGAGGUUUAUUUAAAAAUCUCAUGAAGGAAGUUCGAAUGUACGCACAAAAGUUCAUUGACAGAGGAAAAGAUUUUAAUCUCGAGCUGGCUAUCAAGACUAAAACAAUAACGGACGGUUUGAGAUAUUCAUUGGCCACUGGAAAUUGGGGAGAUCAGAAGAAGGCCCAUUUGGCGAGAGCCGGUGUCUCUCAGGUGUUGAAUAGAUUGACAUUCGCUUCGACAUUGUCUCACUUGAGAAGAGUGAACUCGCCGAUUGGGCGUGAUGGUAAAUUGGCGAAACCACGUCAGCUUCACAAUACCCUGUGGGGAAUGUUGUGUCCCGCUGAGACUCCAGAAGGUGCCGCCGUCGGUCUUGUCAAGAAUUUAGCUUUGAUGGCCUAUAUUAGUGUCGGCUCGCAACCUUCACCGAUCUUGGAGUUCUUGGAGGAGUGGUCCAUGGAGAACUUGGAGGAAAUUGCGUCGAGUGCCAUUGCCGAUGCGACGAAAAUUUUCGUAAAUGGCUGUUGGGUUGGUAUACAUCGAGAUCCGGAUCAUUUGAUGGCUACGCUGAGAAAAUUGAGAAGAGAGAUGGACGUCAUUGUGUCUGAGGUUUCGAUGAUUAGAGACAUCAGGGACAGGGAGAUUCGAAUUUACACGGAUGCGGGGAGAAUUUGUCGACCUCUGUUAAUUGUGAAUGGACAGAAUCUUGUGUUGAGACAGUCGCACAUUAAGAUGUUGAAGGAGAAGGAGUAUGACGGUUGGCAAGCGUUGGUGUUGAGUGGUGUUGUUGAGUAUAUCGAUACACUGGAGGAAGAGACUGUGAUGAUUGCAAUGUCGCCUGAUGAUCUGAGACAGGAAAAGGAAUAUGCCUACUGUACGACGUAUACGCAUUGUGAAAUUCAUCCGGCGAUGAUUCUUGGUGUUUGCGCUUCGAUCAUUCCAUUCCCUGAUCACAAUCAAAGUCCGAGAAAUACUUAUCAAAGUGCUAUGGGUAAACAGGCCAUGGGUGUUUAUAUUACGAAUUUCCACGUGCGGAUGGACACUUUGGCUCACGUUUUGUAUUAUCCACAUAAGCCGCUUGUCACGACACGAUCUAUGGAGUAUCUUAGGUUCAGAGAACUUCCGGCUGGAAUCAACAGUAUUGUUGCUAUUUUGUGUUAUACGGGGUACAAUCAAGAGGACAGUGUCAUCCUGAACGCCAGUGCUGUCGAGAGAGGAUUUUUCAGAUCCGUUUUCUAUCGGUCUUAUAAGGAUUCCGAGUCGAAACGAAUGGACAAUCAGGAGGAGCAGUUCGAGAAGCCAACACGACAAUCGUGCCAAGGAAUGCGAAAUGCAAUUUAUGACAAAUUGGAUGAUGAUGGUAUAAUUGCGCCUGGUAUUCGUGUCUCUGGUGAUGAUGUCGUCAUUGGAAAGACGAUAACUUUGCCUGAAACUGAUGACGAGUUGGACAGUACGACGAAACGUUUCACGAAGAGAGAUGCCUCCACUUUUCUGCGUAAUAGUGAAACUGGUAUUGUGGAUCAAGUGAUGUUGACGCUGAACAGCGAAGGAUACAAAUUUUGUAAAAUCAGAGUACGAAGUGUUCGUAUUCCACAAAUUGGAGAUAAGUUUGCCUCACGUCACGGACAGAAAGGAACGUGUGGUAUUCAGUACAGACAAGAAGAUAUGCCCUUCUCCUGCGAGGGACUCACACCUGAUAUUAUCAUCAAUCCUCACGCUAUUCCAUCUCGUAUGACAAUUGGCCAUUUGAUCGAGUGCAUUCAAGGAAAAGUUUCCGCCAAUAAAGGUGAAAUCGGUGACGCUACACCAUUCAACGAUGCUGUCAACGUACAAAAAAUUUCAACACUCUUACAAGAAUACGGUUAUCAAUUGAGAGGAAACGAAGUAAUGUAUAAUGGUCACACUGGAAGAAAGAUUAACGCUCAAGUUUUCUUGGGUCCAACUUAUUAUCAACGUUUGAAGCACAUGGUGGACGAUAAAAUUCACAGCAGAGCAAGAGGUCCAGUUCAGAUUUUAGUCAGACAACCCAUGGAGGGAAGGGCAAGAGAUGGGGGAUUACGUUUUGGAGAGAUGGAACGUGAUUGUCAAAUUUCUCACGGAGCAGCACAAUUUUUGCGCGAACGUCUUUUUGAAGUUUCGGAUCCGUACAGAAUUCAUGUUUGCAAUUUCUGCGGUUUAAUUGCCAUUGCAAACUUAAGAAACAACACUUUCGAGUGCAGAGGCUGUAAAAACAAGACACAAAUAUCUCAAGUCAGGCUUCCUUAUGCUGCUAAACUUCUUUUCCAAGAAUUGAUGGCUAUGAAUAUUGCUCCUCGCCUCAUGGUUACUUAAAAAUAAUUUAGUGUAAAUUUUCUUUUCUUUUUUUUUUAAUCACGGUGAUUUUAAAGUGCAAAGAAAAUCCCGUUUGUUUUCUGACCAUAUUUGUAUUUAUGAUACAAGUUUUUCUUUAAUGUUUCGCGUGAUCAAGACUUUCGAUACUCGAAUUAAAGAUACUUUUUUUAUAAGUUGUACUUUCAAUUCUUAUAUGAAUCGGCAAUAAUUAAUCGUUGAAUGGAAGUUAGUUGAAAUUGGUGAGGUGCAUAUUUAAUGAGAUAUUUUUAAUAAGUUAGAUUUAAUCUAUGUAGAUUGUAAAUCAAUAAAACGCAGCGUCUUUAUAAUAA